This is a messenger RNA of Talaromyces rugulosus, 1110 nucleotides long. RefSeq lists its product as uncharacterized. Gene Ontology annotation, molecular function: nucleotide binding. The coding region runs from base 1 to 1110 and encodes 369 amino acids. Lineage: Eukaryota; Fungi; Ascomycota; Eurotiomycetes; Eurotiales; Trichocomaceae. The transcript is spliced from 2 exons. The record is from RefSeq and is a predicted model, not a curated record.
AUGGCCGCCUUACCCACCGUACGCUGGGGCAUCGUCGCUACCGGAAUGAUAUCUUCUUGGUUUGUGGAAGAUAUAGUUCUUGAACGACAAGAUGCCAAGGUCGAGCAUGUCAUCCAAGCCAUCGGCUCUUCGAAACUUGAAAAAGGCCAGGAUUUCAAGAAUACAUUCUGCCCAAAGCAGAACCCUCGUAUUUACAGUUCUUACGAAGAGGUUUACGGUGAUGCAGAUGUCGAUAUCGUCUAUAUUGGCACACCUCAUGGUUAUCACUAUCGUGAUUGUAUGCAAGCUAUUGCUGCUGGCAAAAAUGUGCUGUGCGAAAAGUCUCUCACAAUCAACGCGAAACAAGCAAAAGAAAUAUUUGAGGCCGCUCGAGCAAAGAAUGUAUAUGUUGCCGAAGCCAUGUGGCUGCGUCACCGACCGCUUUUCCGGGAUUUGGGACGAUUGCUGCAUCAGGAGAAGGCAAUUGGGGAUGUUACUCGGAUAUUCUCCGACUUUGCAUCCGGUGUUGAUAUUGACUCCCUGCCUCCUACAUCGCGAUAUCGAGAUCUCACUCUUGGCGCAGGGUCGUUGCUUGAUAUUGGGGUUUAUGCACUCACAUAUACGAUACUAGCCCUCGAAGGCGACGCACCCGGUCGGAGCGAGUUUCCACAUAUUCUGGCUACCCAAACCCAUGAAGCGGGGAUUGAAAUUACCACAAGUGCAAUUCUUCACUACCCAUCAACAGGCCGACAAGGUAUUACGACGUGUACUACUAAGACCUUCGGGCCUCCUGGUGAGGUCUUUGCUGUGGUCCAUGGCACCGAUGGCUUUAUCGAAAUUGAGGGCACGGCACCUUCAAUCCCACUGGCAUUCACAGUAUAUUCUAAGCAGACUGGUAUCCCCGAAAGGGCUUAUUUUCCUAAAGAAUCGUUUCAAGGGAAAAGGUAUGAGUUCCCAAAUGUUGGACGGGGCUUUGUCUGGGAGGCUGAGAAUACGGCCCUAGACGUUCUUAAUGGACGUAAGGAGAGUGAAAUUGUCCCAUGGGCUGGGUCAAUUCGUAUCAUGGAGAUUAUGGACGAGAUCCGCCGCCAGGGAAACACGGUGUAUCCUGGGGAGCGAAGACGUGAUUAA